GGGUUGCGGGGAGAGAGUUUUGCAAGCAAUACUUUUGAGAUGCAAUCCUUUGACUUUGUUUUUUUGAUAUCAUGUAAUAUGUUAUUAUACUGUCCCACGGCUUCAGGACCAUUCUAAGUAUCCAAGAUCAAUUUUUCUCAUAAUUGCCACCGAGUUCUGUGAACGAUUCUCCUUCUGUGGCCUAAGAACUAUUCUUUCUUUAUAUUUAAGAAAUGUUUUACUUUUUCAUGAAAAUGGAGCCACUAUAAUUUAUCAUGUUUUUAUUAUGCUGUGCUACUUCGUUCCAGUUGUAGGUGCAAUUCUUGCUGAUAGUUAUUUAGGUCGUUUCAGGACUAUACUAUACUUCUCUAUUAUAUAUGCAAUUGGAAAUAUUUUAAUGUGUUUUGCUGCAACACCACCAAUAUCUAUUUGGCCAAUCCAAAUGACUUAUAUUGGUUUGGUUUUAAUUGCUUGGGGCACAGGAGGUAUAAAACCUUGUGUAGCGGCAUUUGGUGGAGAUCAAUUUCAUUUACCACAGCAACAACAAAAACUGCAACAAUUUUUUUCACUUUUUUAUUUCACAAUUAAUUUUGGUGGAUUUGUUGGGAUGAUCCUUAUUCCCAUUCUUAGAGAAGCUUUUACUUGUUUUGGAGAUGAUACUUGCUAUGCAUUGGGAUUUGGAUUCCCAGCAGCCCUGAUGGUCACUGCACUAUUUUUGUUUCUGCUAGGAAAGCCAUUAUACCGUUUAAAGUAUCCCAAGGAGAAUAUCAUGUUAAAAUUCAUUAGUUGCAUCUAUGUAAGUCACAUUAGAUACAAUUAUUCAAUGCAGCCCCAUUUAAAAUUGUAUGUUUUACAAUCACAGUAUGCUGUUAAGAAGAAAAUGAGUGUUAAUGGAACUCCAAAAGUAGCUAAUCACUGGUUGGAUUAUGCAGAGGAUAAAUUUCCUUCAAAACUAAUAAUGGAUAUUAAAAUUGUUCUUGCUAUUUUGUUUCUAUAUAUUCCACUUCCUUUAUUUUGGAGCCUGUUCGACCAACAGGGUUCUAGGUGGACUUUUCAAGCUUCCAGGAUGAAUGGAACAAUCCUUGGCACUCAAUUACUACCAGAUCAAAUGCAGGUCAUAAACCCAGCUAUUGUACUGCUAUUGAUACCUCUAUUCGAUAAACUCAUUUAUCCCUGGUUUGGAAAUCUACAAAUGCUCAGCUCACCAUUAAAAAGAAUGAUUGUUGGCGGAGUGUUUGCUGGCUUAGCUUUUAUUAUGAGUGGAUUAUUGGAAUUAAAGUUAGAGGAAACGUAUCCUGUUCUACCUGACAAAGGACAGUCCACUCUAAACUUCAUUAAUACACUGCAGUGUGAUGUUGAAUUUCUUGCUCCAUUUGAUUCAACUAUUACUUUAAAUUCAGGCCUGAGACAAGUCUUUAACGUAUCUGCCAAGAAUUUAACUAAAUAUGAAUUGUAUUUAGUAGCCAUACCUCAAUGUUGGGAGCUUCAUUUAAAAAAUCCAACCUUGAGCAUAUCCAUUAAUACUUCAGAAUAUCAGGUAAAUACUCUAAUUGUUGGAUCAAUAGGAAAAGAUUUGCAUCUCUUUAAAACAGAUCCAGACGAGUUUAAGAAAUCCUUAAGUGGCAGACCUAAACUUCGAGUUAUCUUCAUCCGAGACUCUGAAAUAUUAAAAAAUGUGACAGUUACUCUUGAAAGCAGUAGUGGAUUACAAGACAAAUAUUUUGUACCUGACGAUAAUUCGCUUUGUGAAUCCACCUACAUGGAACUUGAACCCGGCCUAUUCCAUUACGUAAUACGGAAUCGCGAUGAUCCUGAUGGAACAUACAAAUCCUCAAUUCUCUUAGAACUUGGGGCGGUCUAUUUAUUGAUGCUGAGAGAGCACAACGGGCUGAUAGUAUUUCAUAAAAUAUUCACGAUGACUCCAGCAAACAAGAUCCAUAUACUUUGGUUAGUUCCUCAAUAUCUGCUGAUCUCGAUUGCGGAAGUGAUGUUCGCCAUUUCAGGACUGGAGUUUUCAUUUACUCAGGCACCAAACAGUAUGAAAACUGUGACGAUUGCUGCUUGGUAUGUCAGCGUGGCUCUUGGCAAUCUGAUGGUCAUUAUUGUAACUCAAGCGCGCCUGUUCAGGAGUCAAGCCUACGAAUUCUUCCUGUUUGCCGCUCUCAUUCUGAUCAAUAUGGUGUUUUUUGCUGUCAUGGUCAAAAGAUACAGUUUUGUUGUCCUGGAAGCUGACUCGAGUGCCGUAGCAGAAAGUGCUAUAGAAAAUCAAGAGAAUUAUCCUUUAAUUAAACAUUCCUCACUGAAUGGUGGGGUAUAUGCCCUAUCGGGAGUCUCGAUUAGUCCUAGAAUGAAGUCUGGACAUUUUUCAAAAAGAAUGCCACGGUAGAUGGAGUCUGCUCCUUUCUUUUAUUUUUUAAAUAUUCAUUUUGAAAAUACUAACUACAACUAUCGAAUAACUAUAUAACAAAUACGUUAGACAUUGGAUUCUCUUAUCUUGAUCUUUCUUGGGUAAAUGAUAGUUAUGGACAGGUGUGCAUUUCGUUGACAAGAUGAACAUGUGUAGACGUGAGGUACACUGACAAUUUAGAACAAUAAUUAUCUAAUCUAAUCAAUUUAAGCUAUCAACGCGUUGUCGUCUUGUACCUGAUAGCAUUAUUAAUGUAUGAUGAUUAUAACUGUAAGAAUAAGAUUAAUAUAAUCCAUCAUCAUCAUAAACGUAUGUCUUAAAGAACAGUAUCUAACAAAUUGACAUAAUUAUCUACUAAAUAUUAAAAAUAUCAUUCAGCGAAUUUAAUUUUACCUAAUCGUACUCGAUCGUCCGCAAUUAUGAACAAUUUCUUUAUGAAGUUAGAAGUAUUUGAAAUUGUUUUAAUUAAUUUAUUUAAAAAAACUACAGGAAAAGGUAAUUUUUCAGCAUACACAGGAAUUCGUUGACAAUAAAUAUCUUUUAAGAAACUCU
Molecule: messenger RNA, 2938 nt
Organism: Cephus cinctus (wheat stem sawfly)
Lineage: Eukaryota; Metazoa; Arthropoda; Insecta; Hymenoptera; Cephidae
Product: peptide transporter family 2
Exons: 13
Coding region: 266-2365 (699 amino acids)
Biological process (GO): oligopeptide transport; transmembrane transport
Cellular component (GO): membrane
Molecular function (GO): dipeptide transmembrane transporter activity
Source: RefSeq, a predicted model, not a curated record